AUGGCGUGUCCGAAGCAAUCGAUGGAACGCUACCGGACGCGGCGACGUCGUGCUUGCGCCUCCUGCAACUCUUCAUCUUUACCGCCUGGGACGACGUGGUCAGAGGCAGCGCGGAAAAGGUCGGCCAUCGACGCUCACAUUGGCAGCUUGAGCAGGACCACCAUCGACUGCCCUGCAUCCUCGUCUCACAACACACUCUCCCCUUCCCACCCUUUCCUCACCGUAAAUGUAGGCUCGCAAUGCACAGCCGUCAACCAAAUGAAAGAUAUGAUAACGAAUGAUGUUUCCUUAGACGUAACCCGAGUGAACAUGGUUGGCAUGGACUGUGCGCUAAACAGAGUCAAGCCGAGAUGA
This is a messenger RNA of Pseudozyma hubeiensis SY62, 354 nucleotides long. Its product is annotated as ammonium transporter. The record is from RefSeq and is a predicted model, not a curated record. Lineage: Eukaryota; Fungi; Basidiomycota; Ustilaginomycetes; Ustilaginales; Ustilaginaceae. The transcript has 2 exons. The coding region runs from base 1 to 354 and encodes 117 amino acids.